This is a messenger RNA of Chrysoperla carnea, 2664 nucleotides long. Its product is annotated as putative ankyrin repeat protein RF_0381. Lineage: Eukaryota; Metazoa; Arthropoda; Insecta; Neuroptera; Chrysopidae. The record is from RefSeq and is a predicted model, not a curated record. Gene Ontology annotation, cellular component: nucleus. Gene Ontology annotation, biological process: positive regulation of transcription by RNA polymerase II. The coding region runs from base 79 to 2424 and encodes 781 amino acids. Gene Ontology annotation, molecular function: protein binding; transcription cis-regulatory region binding. The transcript has 2 exons.
UAAAUAAUAAUAUUGUUAUAGAUAAAAUAUAUCAUCUUAUUUGUUUAAAAUCUGAUUAAAAUCUUGUGUGCUUUAAUUAUGAAUAAUCAGGAUAUAGGGCGCAGUUUAAUUCGUGCGAUUCGUAAUGGAGAACUGGAAACAGCAAGGGAGUUAAUAAAUUCUUACGGGCUGCCAUAUUCAGAAUCAUCGCCAAAAGGAUAUGAUUUACUUUGUGAUGCUCUUGAUAAUAAACAUUCGGAGAUUGCUAAAUUACUUUUAACAAGCGGCUCUGAAGUCAACAGUAAAACAUACAAUUAUAAAAACUCUUCUAAUACUCCCCUUCAUUUUGCUGUUAUAAAUGAUGACAUAGAAAUUAUAAAGAUGCUUCUAGUCAGAGGUGCUAAUAUUAAUACUCAAAAUCGCUUUGGCCAAACUCCACUCCAUAAAGCGAUUGAAAAUAAUGAUCAAGUAGAAAUUAUCGAAUUACUUUUAAAACAUAAAGCUGAUAUAAAUGCUGAAGACGAAUGCAGAAAAACCCCACUAUUUAAGGCUAUUGAAAAUAAAAAUUUAAAAAUUACCAAGCUACUUUUAGAUAAUGGAGCAAAUGUUAAAGAUGAUCCCAAGCUAUUGCAUAGUGCUACUAUGGGGGAGUGCACGGAAAUCGUUGAACUUCUUUUGCAACAUAAUGCUGAUGUUAAUGUUAAAGAUGGUUGUGGUCAAACUCCACUUUAUAAUGCGAUUCAAAAUAAUCGAUUAGAAAUUAUUGAAUUACUUUUAAAACAUGAAGCUGAUGUUAAUGUUAAAAAUCGUUUUGGUCAAACUCCACUUUAUAAUGCGGUUAAAAAUUAUCAAUUAGAAAUUACUGAAUUACUUUUAAAACAUGAAGCUGAUGUUAAUGUUAAAAAUCUUUAUGGUCGAACUCCACUUUAUAAAGCGAUUAAAAAUAAUCAAUUAGAAAUUACUGAAUUACUUUUAAAACAUAAAGCUGAUAUAAAUGCUCAAGACGUAGAGAGAAAAACCCCACUAUUUUAUGCUAUUAAAAAUGAAAAUUUAAAAAUUACUAAGCUACUUUUAGAUAAUGGAGUAAAUGUAAAAGAUUAUCCCCAGCUAUUGAAUAUUGCUGUUAGGGGGAAGUGCACGAAAAUCGUUGAACUUCUUUUGCAACAUAAUGCUGAUGUUAAUGUUAAAAAUUGGGGUCAAACUCCACUUUUUGAUGCGAUUCAAAAUAAUCGAUUAGAAAUUAUUGAAUUACUUUUAAAACAUAAUGCUGAUGUUAACGCUACCGAUGAAAACGGUAACACAGCAUUGCUUUUAAAUGUAAGUGAUUAUGAAGAUUGUUAUAAAUAUCGUACUGAUAGAUAUUCUUAUGUUAAUAUAAAGAGGAAAAUUACUAAACUGCUUCUUGAUCAUGGUGCUAAUGUAGACGCUCAAACUCCAGAUAGUGAGACGCUACUUCAAUUUGCUAUCUGGAAUGAAUAUUCACAAGUUGUUGAAGUUCUGUUAGAAUAUAAUGCAAACGUCAAUGUUAGAGAAAAAAUAAGUCUCGAGACACCACUCCAUAUGUCUGCACGAAGAAAAAAUGUAGAAAUUUGUGAAAUGCUUUUGAAUAAAGGAGUUGACGUAGAUGCUGUGGAUUGUGAUGGAUUGACAGCGUUGCACAUGGCAACACUAGAAGGUUCCAACGAUAUUGUAAAACUAUUGCUUGAACGUGGUGCUAAAGUUGAUUCUAAAACUAAAUGUAAUAUUACACCCCUGCAUUUCAGUGCUCUAAACGGAUCCCAGGAAAUCAUGGAAACUCUCUUGAAAUCCAGUGCUGAUAUUAAUUUUAGAACAAUCGGUGGAGAUACAGCACUCCACAUUGCAUCUAAAGAAGGUCAUGUUAAAGUUGUUACAACUCUCUUGGAGUAUGGAUCUGAUAUUAAUAUUACGACUAGAAACAAUCGUACACUUCUUGAUUAUGCUAAAACUGCUGAAACUAUUGAAAGUCUUAUACGCCACAUAAUUAGAAUGAAAACCGCAAAUUUAUAUGUUAGUCAACAAAAUUUGCUUUCAGUUGAUGGAAUUUAUUAUCCUGAUUUUCAGGAAAAAUGUGAGAAUGAAAUAACAAGCAUGAAGAGCGAGAAGAUGAAUAAUUAUAAUAUUUCAUUUUAUGAUAUCUUGAUAAAGAACACUGAUUCUUUAGCAAUAUGUUUGAGGAACGAAAAUAUAGUGCAGAUUCUAAAAUUAGACGACUAUAAAACAAAAUUUCCAAUAUAUGGAAGCAUGAUUAAAAGCCGUUUCAGAAAUGGUAUGAAAAGAAACGAGUUACUUGAUCAAGGGAAUAAAAUUUUACAUUUUCUUUUUGCCAACCAUCUUCAAUUACCACAAGAAUGUACUGAAAAAAUAUUUAGUUAUUUGAGUGACGAAGAUUUAAAGAAAAUCAUCGAAAAAAGUAAAGAUAAGUAGACGCUCCUAGAAAAUUUUAUUUAAGUUUCUUACGUUUGAAUUUUACGAGUGAAGUCAAUUAUCUCGAUAAAUAACGAUUUUACACGAAAAAUUAUUUUAUUUAUGGUUAAAAUUAAAGUUUUACGGAGACAUACAGUCGCUACUUAGUAUUAACAUUCCCCUGUACUUCGAUUAACGCAAACCUCGAUGGGCUAAAUUUACAGAUUAAAGAUUCGCUAAUUUGUUUUGUACCGGAAUAUU